Molecule: messenger RNA, 4703 nt
Organism: Gambusia affinis (western mosquitofish)
Lineage: Eukaryota; Metazoa; Chordata; Actinopteri; Cyprinodontiformes; Poeciliidae
Gene: kiz
Product: kizuna centrosomal protein
Exons: 15
Coding region: 108-2294 (728 amino acids)
Biological process (GO): spindle organization
Cellular component (GO): centrosome
Source: RefSeq, a predicted model, not a curated record
GUCGUUCUCAUGGUAACCACCGUAAACACAGCCGUUUUUCUCUCUGCCUCCUCCUUGUGCUUACUCUUGCUGGUCUCUGCUCUGCCGCGGCUCCAAAGCAGGCGAAAAUGGCAGGGUCGACUUACAGCGAGGACCGCUACUAUGCAAAAAUAGCGUCUAUUCAGCAAAACAUGCGUAAGAGUGAGAAGCGCAGACUGGAGCUGGAGAGGGAGCUGUUUGCUUACUCCAGGUCAGACGCAAGAAUCUUGCAGAUAAAGUGUUCCAAACUGCGCAGCUAUCUCAAAGAAAUCUGUGGCAGGGAAGCACAAGCGAAAAUGAGAAACCUUCAGCUUAAGAGAGAUGUGGAGUGCAUGGAAAUUAGCAUGAAGGAGUACAGUUCUGACCAUGGAACCCUGCAACAACAAAAGGCUGACUUCUUGGAAAGGAUUUCCAGAUUCACUGAAGCGAGCAGCAAGACAGAGGAGCUGGAAGAAGCAAAGAUUAAAGCUGUGCAAAGACGACAGUGGGACAACAGGAAGAACUUUAAGCAAGUGGAAAUUUUUAUGGACUACCAGACCUCCAGGGGCUAUGAUGCUGAAGCUGGCACCACAAGUGUACACUCACACCAAGCAUUGCAGCGUUCGCCCAAUCGCAGCGUUCAGCCGUGCGAACGUCUACCGAGUGGCCUUUUGAAGGACUUCAGAGUUGGCGGAGAGGAUGCCGCCAGUAAGCGAGCGCAUUUAUCAGAUGACAUUUCAAGCUCAAACGAUUCCCCUGACGGCUGUAAUUUGAGUGACAAACAUGAAAGAGUGUCGGAGCAGCUCCCAUCUGCUCGUGCCUCAACAGCGGCAGCUGGUUGUGUGGCUUCUGCAAGUGAUGAUGAACGAGAAGCUUCACCUCCGGUGACCUUGAUGAGGUCUGAGAAGAAUCCAUUUUCCAGCAACGGUAACCCUGCGAUGGCUAAGAAUCCCGCUACAGAACCCACUGACUCCCAAGAGGUGGCUCGCAAGCCUCUCAUAAUGGGAGAUGAAGAGAGGGGUCUUAGCCAUUUGAAGCCUGAAACCACUUUCAGAAAAGGAGCUCAAGAGACAUCAGGAAAAUGUGAGAGUGUUGGAGAAUCAUGCUCAGACGUGCAACUGUCAGAGAGCAGUUCCAGUGACCUGACAAUUUCUUUGACACAAUCGGAGCUCGAGGAGGAUUUACCAGUGGAGGCAGCAUCAGAGAGAAAUGCCUCUUGCAGAGGAAGUGGUGAUCACAAACAGCAUCAUCCUGAUUCAUCCCCCCACUCUGAUGGGUCUAAGAACACAGAAUGGUUAAACAGUGAAUCCUCAACACCGGGGGUGACUUUGAAAAGCCUCUCCCUGGAAGGACUCUUUAAUCUGCUAGACAGCAUCGAAGGGCGACUCCACGGCGGGCAGAGCCACGUGUACAGAGAUUCCUCAAUAGAUGGGAGACAACUCAAUAGGAUUAUCAGCCUUUGUGACGAUGGAGCGGGCUUGAUUGAUGAGGACCUUGAAGCAUGUGGAACUGUCGUCCUUCAUGAGCUUCGGAGGUUGUCAUGGAGCACGGAGAAGGGCUGCGUGCUACCACAGGAGCUGGUGAGAGCGCAUCAGUCUAACACUGAGCCUAAUGAAAUAAGCACCAACCUCCCUCCCAAUGCGGCUCGGCUGUGGGAUCGCUGGUUCAAGCACGCCCUUGUGCUCAAGGAGAGCCGUGUCCUCAGCACUGAACGGCUGGUCCAACUGUUUACACCGCUUCUGCUGGAGCGUGAUGCCAACUACAGCCAGCAGGCCAAAGUGUUGCUGAGGGCACUUCUCUCCCGGUCCAGUGAGGAGGGCCCCUCAGCAGAGGAUGAGAGUGACUCUUCUUCUUUGUGCAAUAAUUCCUCUGCGUUGGCUGACGUAGACGUGGAGCCCCCCCGAUCGGUACGCCCGCAAAACAUUCAAGAACUACAAAGCACUGAAGAGGACAGCCAGGACAAAAGCCUGGUGGAAAGUGGUCCUAUUAGAGAGACAAAAGCAUAUCAGUUACUUAAACAGUCAGCCAUGCAGAAAAGACUGCCGAGUUCUGAAGAGGAGGAGGAGGAAAGCAGCUUUUCGGGAAUAAAUCAUGGCCAUGAAGAGGACCUGGGGAGGGCCAAACGCUCCUCACAUCAAGACCCUUACCCUCGGAAAGGAAGUUCAAAGGUUUAUUCUGCUUUGCAAACAAAAGACUUUUGGCAGGAAUCUGAUGACAGCGACUUCGAGAUUGAAGCAGCCCUACGUCCUCCGACUAUCAGCGCAAACAGUGAUGGCACCGAUGACUUUUAUCAUUGAUAUUUCUGCAGUGCUCCGUAUUAUAUCAGUGUGAGACAUGUGGCAGAUCGGCUCUUAGUUAUUCACCCCCUGACCAUACUUUUAUUGGACUGCAUUCUAAAUCAUAUGCACAGCAUAUUGUAAAAACAAAUAAUAAAGUUGACAGCUCUCACGCUGGAUAAAGUAUGUGAAGAGUUGUCCAACACUCUGAUGUUAACCCCGCUUCAGUCUCUUUAUCUGAACAACUCUCCCGGCUCAUAAUAACAGCUCGAAAUAGAUUAAACUGAUCUUUUAAAGCGAUUUGUUUGCACUGGGAUGAAAAUCCUGCAUUUCGAAUGCUGCAAGCAUCUCAGAGUGCUCUACUUGCAGCAAGCUGGAGUGUAGUGAUGUGAGUCACCUGUGAAAUGACAAAGCACAAUGGCCACUCUGCUCGCUCCGGUGUGACCCGUGAACCCGCUGAAGAGGCUCAUCUCUCAGGGCACAAAGUGUAGCAGCCCUAGCAAACUCAGAACAUUUAGAGACCCCAACAAAUGCUCUAAACAUUUUCUUAGGGCCAGAACAAAUUUGUGAACUGAAAGUACAAAGAUAUGGUUAAAAUCUCUCCCUUUUAGUGUGCUAAUGACUCAUGAGUAGCUGAAAUUAUGCUUAUAUUGCAAAAUAGUCUUCUGUAAUUUAGGAUUUUCCAGCACAUUGAACAUCCUGUGUCUAUUAUUAACUGUGUGGGAGGCUACAUUCCAAGGUUUACAUUUAUAAUUCAUUAUUUCUGCCGUGUAAAAUUUCCAAGCUGAGAUGUGGUAAAAGCCCCCUGGCACAUAGUGUCAGCAGGAUUCCAUUAGUCAGCUUUUGGUGACUUUAUAUGCCUGAACCUUUCAAAGUAGGACUCCACAUUCAUUACCAAUAAUGGCUUCAGUCGGCCCUGACCCAGCACAGGAAAGGGAAUGGGGCAGAGCAAUUUACAGUUUGCUAAAAGGUUCCCUAACAUAAUAUCCAGUUAAGGAGCAUGUCAACAGAUACUUGUGUGCGACUGAUGGCUCAUGGUGAAAGUGGAGUUAUAUUGUACUAAUGUGUACUAACAGGAAUAUUUUUUAUGAAGAUCUUCUUUGAGUCUGUGCCACUGAGACAAUUGGGAUGCUAUUCAUAUCAUUUCUUUCACUCUGUUAUUGGUGUAAGUACUUGUUGCAGUUACAAAUGGGAUUUCAGACUCGGGUUGUCAAUGGAUGGAGCUCGUCUCUUAUACUUGUUUGGUUUUAUCAAAGCAACUCAUGUUUUUCAUUGACAUUUUUGCCUACAUCGCCACUCUGAGGUUUACAUAAAUUCAUUGUUGCCAUUAAUGCCUUUAACGUGGGACCCUAAAUGAUUCGAACUGUCCUUUUAUGCAAUAAUAUAACUUAAUAUUCUUUCAUUUAAUUUUAAAACUAUCAAUUUGAUGUAUAGGCUUGAGUUUAUUUAGAAUUUUAUCUAAACUUGGGUCAAAAUCAUAAGCACAAGCUCAACCAUGCAAACACCCCACUCACGUUUUGUUAAAUGCUUUUGGGCAGGUUACAUAGAGACACACACUUUUGAUAGUGUGUCUCUAUGUACUCCAGUCUUUGAGCUGGGAUAAUUCUGACUGAAUGUUUGCCUAUUUUCAUAAUUAUAAAUAGUAUAGGCCAUUAAAACUGGUUCCUGUCCAGGCACAUACCUGGCUUUAAAGCAAAGUUCAUGCAUUUAAGUCUUGUUCAGGUUGAGGCAUGUAAAAAUGUGUGAUUCAUAUCCUUGGAGACUUUGCUAAAAUAUGUAAACAGAAACAAGGGCAAUUCGCUACUAUGAUUGAUCCCUCACUCAAAUGUUAGUUUUUUAGAAUUUGAAUAAUUUCCUCAGAGAGAAAUACAAAUACAUUCACAUAAUGGCCCAAAAACCUUUUUUUUUUUAAAAGGCUAAGAGACCUGUUCAUUUAUUUCCUCACUUUGGGUCAAUGUCUUUCACAUAGCCCUCCAAAUUACCAUUGAUAAAGGAAACAUGUAUCGCUAGGGAAAAUAAAAUAAGGCAACAUUGUGCAAAUUUGAAGCUGUUUGAUGGUGUAGCUACACCUACUGUUAUAUGUGGGAACCAGGAAAUGUUUUCUAAAUACAAAUAUUUUAGAAUCCUUUUAAAAACUGAAAUGCUGACAUGUAAUAUUAUGACACAGAUUGGUAACUUUUAAUUUUGUAUUAUCCUUAAAAAGAAUCGUUGACUGUAGGUGGGGAAGGUGAAAGCCAAAGAAUGUAUGUGGCUGUUGUUGCUUCUUGUAGUUUUUGCUAAAUGUAGUAAUUCUUGUUAAGUUUGAAAAGUAUUUUUACAAGAAAAAAAACAGUAUUUUUGAGAGUGAUUUAUUGUAAUUAACACAACGUUUUUGUAAUUGUAAAGUGGAAGGAUAUUUUUUAAUUUUUACAAAUAAAAACUUGAAAAGUC